CAACGUCAAGUUCGCUUUCCUGAGGGACUUUAAGGUGACGAGGAAACCCAGAGUGUUUAUUUUUUUGCCUUUCACCUGCGAGACGCGGGUUACGAGGUCACCUCAGGAUGCACCCGCACGGCGGCGCCUCAGGCGGCACCGCGUCCGCGCUUUCCCCGCCCGCCCUCAGCACGAGCACGGCCCGGCCCGGCCUCGCAGAGCAACGCCCUAGCGGCCGGGCCCGGUCCCAUGGCGCAGCGCCGCAGCGACGGGGCGCAGCUGCGCGAUUUCGUAGCGGAGGACAAGUGCUGGUAACAGCCCCAGCUCGCCCCAGGCCUUCCCUGCUGCCCCGUCCCACCAAGGCAGCCUCUCCGGGAAGCUCUGCCCUGUCAGCGCAGGCAGCGGGGAUUUGUUCAUAUCUGUAUUUCACACGAAGUGGUGUGAGAGGAGAAGCAGCGGUAACAGACCCCGGGGAGCCAGCACUGCCCCAGUCCCUCAGCCCCUCAGUGAAAAGAUACAUUGAAAGCGAACUAGAAGCUGCAAGAAAGUGGUCUCACAAAUGGGGAUUCUUGAAAACACCUCCAGAGUUGAUUGAAGAUGAAAAGAAAGAAAAAACAAAACCCAAGAUACAGCUCCCAAAACAUCUGCAGAUUCGACCUGUGACCCCUGUGGAAAAAUAUAUUAAGGUGAAUCCAUCUCCUCCAGUACCUAAGACUACCCAGGGAUUUAUCGGCUGGAGAUCAUCUGUUCCUGGGCUGGAACUCGAACGUUGUUUUGAAAUCCAAAGCAGCAAAGGUACCUUUUUCAAGGAUUUGAAGUGGCCAUGUGAGCCCUCUGACUGACAUUAAGAAAUAACAAUUAGGCACAUAGAUCCAUUUGUGUUCCUAAAUUAACAUUCUCUACUGGACUGUUAAACAUUUAUCCUUUCAAAUUAUCUAUCUAAACGUCCACAGUCAUUUUGGUAACGUGUGAACAGUGAACAUCUUAAUAAAGCAUUUUACUUGUUGCUCAUUUUUUUGAAAUCUGUAGCAUUCAGGCUGUUAAUACUGCUUCAGAUAAAUUUAGAAGCAACAAUGAAUAAACUCAUGCAAAUAUAAGAGAGCAGGUACUACUAUUGUUAGCGUUAGUAACUGUAUGAUUUUAAAAUAUUUAUUGAAAGUUUUUAAAAAACGUGUUUUGAAAUGGCGGAGCACUUUUUGUUUUUUAAAUUGUUUCUCUGUGAAAGCCUCCACUCAGACGCAGUUUCACAGCAGCUUAUU
This is a messenger RNA of Cygnus olor (mute swan), 1238 nucleotides long. RefSeq names its product chromosome 16 C20orf85 homolog (gene CIMIP1). The coding region runs from base 108 to 821 and encodes 237 amino acids. NCBI's taxonomy places the organism in Eukaryota, Metazoa, Chordata, Aves, Anseriformes, Anatidae. The transcript is spliced from 5 exons. The record is from RefSeq and is a predicted model, not a curated record.